UACUUAAAUAUCAAAGUUACUCAAUAAAUUCACAGAAAAUAUACAUAUUUGUGAAACGUCCACUUCCGUGACAUGUUGAGAAUUUUGCUUCGAUCGUCCUGUGGAUGUUCUGUUCUGCGACCAAGAGUCUACUCCACUGUUAAGAAGCCUAUCGACAGUUCUACCGGCGGUGGCAGUCCACAGCAGUUGAACGUGAAGGAGCUCAAACAUCCCACCAAGGUACCGCAGAAACCGCACGUUUCUCCCCUAACCGGCGGGGUCGUUCCGCAACGGGUCGAAAUUGACGAGGCAACGGUUCAAUUGCUGGAACGACUGUCCCUGGUCGAUCUUGAUAGCAAAGAAGCGCAUAAAAUACUAGAGGAUUCGAUUGAAUUUGCUUCGCAAAUUCUUGCCAUUGAUACGGAAGGGGUUGAGCCUCUGUAUACGGUGCUUGAAGACCAGAAACUGUACUUACGUGAGGACUUGGUAACGGACGGUAACAUUCAGCAGGAUGUGCUGAAAAAUGCUCGAAUCACGGAAGAAGAGUACUUUGUAGCUCCACCCGGAAACAUACCGCUCGAGCAGGACUCGGACGACGUUAAACGGCAGUAG
Sabethes cyaneus is the source of this 591-nucleotide messenger RNA. RefSeq names its product glutamyl-tRNA(Gln) amidotransferase subunit C, mitochondrial (gene GatC). The record is from RefSeq and is a predicted model, not a curated record. Gene Ontology annotation, molecular function: glutaminyl-tRNA synthase (glutamine-hydrolyzing) activity. Gene Ontology annotation, cellular component: glutamyl-tRNA(Gln) amidotransferase complex; mitochondrion. The coding region runs from base 73 to 591 and encodes 172 amino acids. NCBI's taxonomy places the organism in Eukaryota, Metazoa, Arthropoda, Insecta, Diptera, Culicidae. The transcript has 2 exons. Gene Ontology annotation, biological process: glutaminyl-tRNAGln biosynthesis via transamidation; regulation of translational fidelity; mitochondrial translation.